This is a messenger RNA of Daldinia childiae, 1464 nucleotides long. RefSeq names its product RNA-binding protein rnc1. The coding region runs from base 1 to 1464 and encodes 487 amino acids. The transcript has 2 exons. Gene Ontology annotation, cellular component: nucleus; cytoplasm. Gene Ontology annotation, biological process: regulation of gene expression; regulation of RNA metabolic process. Gene Ontology annotation, molecular function: mRNA binding. NCBI's taxonomy places the organism in Eukaryota, Fungi, Ascomycota, Sordariomycetes, Xylariales, Hypoxylaceae. The record is from RefSeq and is a predicted model, not a curated record.
AUGUCUGCCUCGCCUUCUCACCCUACUAAUCCGGCUAAACGCCCUCUAGAGGAUGCUUCCUCUCCUUCCCGGGGCAUUGAUCAACCCGAAGCCAAACGGCCUGCCCUUGACAAAGUUAUCAACAAUGGAGAUAAUGACAAGGAUAUUGAGCUUCCUGAGAGCAAUGGUGAUGGCGUCUCGGUACCUACUGCAACUAAUGGCACAGCCAAGCCCGAGGAUACCAAUCAGGACAAGGCUGAGAUCAAAGACGACCAAGGCGAUACUGUCGUACCUGAUGUUGAGGAAGCCAAGUCUGCCGUAGACGCCGCAGUUUCUGGCCCUACAGGCGUGUCCGGUGCCGCCGCGACCAACACUCACGAUGAGACUACAUGGAUUCAUAUCCGUGCUGUCAUCUCCAGCCCUGAAGCCGCUACCAUUAUUGGUAAAGGUGGCGAAAACGUUUCUAAUAUCCGGAAGCUAUCUAGUGCCAAGUGUACCGUCAGUGAUUACCAGAAGGGCGCUGUAGAACGAAUACUUACUGUUAGCGGAGCUGUUGAGGCUGUGGCCAAGGCGUUCGGUUUGAUUAUCCGAACCUUAAAUAACGAGCCUCUAACGGAGAAAUCCAACGCUCAGUCCAAGACAUAUCCUCUUCGACUGCUUAUACCUCAUGUACUUAUUGGGUCCAUUAUCGGGAAGGGCGGUGCCCGCAUUCGUGAGAUCCAAGAUGCUUCAGGAGCGCGGCUCAAUGCCUCUGACUCGUGCCUACCGCUAUCUAGCGAGCGUUCCCUCGUAGUCAUGGGCGUAGCUGACGCUGUUCAUAUUGCUACUUAUUAUGUAGGAAGCACGCUCCUCCAGCAACUUAACGAACGCUUCGGCGGCCCCGCCGCGUCGGCCUAUGCCACCCGGAGUGGUGGUCCCACCGGCGUCGUGCCCGGAGGAAUGCAAGUGGUUCCGUACUGCCCUCAACCCGCUGGCGGCAACUUUGGUCAUCGCGAAAACUACGGUCGACGACCCGAUCCUCGAGCCCAUCACAUGCCGCCGGCGCCGUAUACGCAACCCUACCACCCGCAUGCGGCCACGCCGCAACCUAACCCGAGUGUGCCGAUGCACUACGCACCCCAGGCAGCCGGAUAUGGUGCCGCACCGCACAUGCCGCCUCACCACGCCCCUCAUGUGGGUGGCCCCCAUCCUCACGGCGGUCCUCCAGCUCAGCCAAUGCACGGUGCUGCUAUCGCAGGAGCGCCAAUGACUCAACAGAUCUACAUUCCCAACGAUAUGGUUGGUGCCAUCAUUGGUAAGGGUGGUCAAAAAAUCAAUGAGAUUCGAACAAUUAGCGGCAGCGUGAUUAAGAUCAACGAGCCGCAAGAUAAUAGUAAUGAGCGGCUAGUAACAAUCACGGGAACCGAAGAAUGUAACAGGAUGGCACUAUACAUGCUCUAUUCUCGACUGGGUGAGACACCUAAAGCACCACGCGGCCGCGCGUAA